This is a messenger RNA of Oryctolagus cuniculus (rabbit), 1315 nucleotides long. The record is from RefSeq and is a predicted model, not a curated record. Lineage: Eukaryota; Metazoa; Chordata; Mammalia; Lagomorpha; Leporidae.
GGUUACGAACGCCAGCGGACGCUAAGCCGGGUUUUAGAAGGUUUAGAGUGUUUGAAGCAGGGGGAGUUGCUUGGAAAACAGCGGAUAAAGCCAAGGGACGGCUAGGAUUUCACUGGUGAGCAAGAAGCGGUGUGACAGCAGGACAGCUCUACUGCGGGGAGGAGUGACUUUCGUCUCACUUCCACGUUAACGAACGGGAAAGACGCCCGGAAACAGGUUGGGGUAAACCGGUAUCAUGUAGGAGGAAGGCGAAGCUAUUUUGGAUCUUUCCCGGGAGAUCCUGGAACCUGGACGGGUGUCAUUUCCACAGCGGCGUCGCUCUGACCACCUCCGCCCUCCUUUCACCUUGUGCAGGAUGGAGGCGUGGGACUCUAGUUUUCCCGAGUGCCCUUUCUGUGCCAGGAUCCCGCGACCCUGUUCGAACACACAAGCUGGGAAACUGAAGGUUCGAGUUGGAAUUUAGUGGAACUGGCAGAUGCCAGCCCCUCUCCACCGCGUAGUUAGGAGGCCGCAGUGAUAUGUUGUACUUUAUUGGAAUAUUGACUUUAAACAGCAUCCUGGGAGAAGUAGUGUUGCCUUUGGUGCAGAUCUAAGUGGAGCACUAAAUCUUGGAGGGGUUGACAGUGAUUCACAGAAAGGCUUGUAACAGAGCCUGAGGAGGAGUUGGUAAGGUCACCACAAAAAUCUUACAUGAACGAGGAGUUGCUGUUAAACCUCCGCGAGUCUGAUUUUCCGAGUGUGUCUGCGUGGUGUGCAAGAGUGGAAGAGCAUGAUUCUAACUGCGAGACUGAGCCCAAGCCACCGUUUGCAGGACAGAAGCUGGCCAAAGCACGCAGACUCCUACAAGUCUAGGAAAUAAUGUUUGGGGUGGAAUUCAUGAAAAAUCGGAUCCGUUCCGCCAGUGCACGGAGCCUGAUCAUCACCUCGUUUCUUUGUGGCACACAUCCAUUGGAGCUGCUUUUUAGAAAUAGAGGAUGGAGAUUCAGGUGCCCUCCUUCAGACCCUGUUUCCCCGUGGGUUGUCCUCUGGCCACACAGCAUCCCUUAUGAGAGCCUUGGGCUCCUGGGCUCGUUCACUCAGUACCUGGUGGACCAUCAUCACACCCUCCUGCACAACGGGUAUUGGUUUGCCUGGAUGAUUCACGUGGCAGAGUCCUUGUAUGCCAUGGUGCUGUGCAAAUAUAAAGGAAUCACAAAUGGUCGGGCUCAGCUACUCUGGUUCCUACAGACUUUCUUCUUUGGGAUAGCAUCUCUUUCCAUCUUGAUUGCUUACAGACCAAAGCGCCAAAAACAAAAUUAAAAGCAAAUAUACAGAA